AGCUGCCUUGCAAAAAUAGYUAUAUAUUUUUCCUCAUUUUUUUCCCCUCAUUUUUCUUCAAAGAUUACCCUUAGUUACAGCGUUGAUGAAUUGUGAAGCUGUUUGUGCUUCCUGUUGUGUUGGAGCCAACAUUUGUUUACAAGUAUGGGUUGAAUCUGCAUACAUUUGAAUAAAAAUGAGGCAGUAAAUUGACUUUUUAGACAAACGGGAAUUUAAACCGAUGGGGAUUUACGUUGCAAUAAAAUUUGCAACAAGCGGACMAGCUUUGAUGAAUGCAUACAGGCUGUUCAUGUCAGGAUUUCUUUGUUGUACUUUGUGCUUUAACUGCUGUUGUGUUCAACUCCCAACUGGAGUCUGUAUAAGCUCAGCCCAGUUAUCAGAUCUUUUCUUUUUAUUAUUAGCUGCACAUUUACAGAUGGCCUGCUUGUUUUUCCUGUGUUGAAUCUGUCCAAGAAACUCUGGCAGUGGACGCAGCAUCGUUUCACUACUUGUUAAAAAAAAAAAAUCAUUUCGGGUUUAUUUGUUCUGUGCUUCGGCUUUAAUGUGGCUUUCUUUCUGGGUUYGAGUAUAUCUGACACAACGUUUUUAGAAAUAGCUGCUCAAAAGUAUUUCUAACCCCUUUAUGAACUGGCACCCCAGCCCAAUAAAUGAAAAAUAAAACUUUAAGGCCUCAGCUUGUUUUGGUAGAAGUGUUUCCUGAUCGGACCCAGCUCAGGAUGCCUGUUUGUCAGACCUGUGUGUGGUGAGGCGAUGGUUCGUGGGCAUCCUGUUUCCCCUCAGUCUCCUCCUGCUAUGUGAUAGCCAGAGUUUUAUUCCCAGCCAGCAGACGUGCUGCCUCCCCUGCCAAGCAGCCAGAGCAGUGAGGACAGCAGCCAGGUGAAACAGUGCCCUGCUAUCUGCAGCCGRGUUCAACUGGGGUUUAAUGGACAGCAUGUAGAGCUUUCAGGGGAGGAAAGGCAGGACUCUUAAAGAUAACUGAUUCAAAUUACCUUUAGAUUGUUCUUGAGAUAUACAGAAAUGCUCCAGAUGAUCCAAGUUAUCUGUUGGACAGUGCUGCUUCCUGAAGUGGUUCACUGUGCGCAGGGUCACUUUGCCCAAAAGCUCCUGAAUGAUCUGAUGGAGAACUACUCCAGCGCCCUCCGGCCUGUGGAGGACACAGACCAACCUCUCAACGUCACCUUAAAGAUCACCCUCUCUCAAAUCAAAGACAUGGAUGAGAGGAACCAGGUUCUGAUCGCCUACCUGUGGAUUAGGCAGACCUGGCAUGAUGCGUACCUCAGGUGGAACAAAGAAGACUACGAUGGUCUGGAUGUCAUCCACAUUCCCAGCAGCCUGGUGUGGAGGCCUGAUCUUGUCCUCUAUAACAAAGCCGAUGAUGACUUCUCAGGACCGAUGGACACCAACGUAAGGCUGCACUACAAUGGAGAGAUAACUUGGGAUGCGCCUGCCAUCACUAAGAGCUCCUGUGAGGUGGAUGUCUCCUACUUCCCAUUCGAUAGCCAGGAGUGUAACCUCACAUUUGGUUCGUGGACCUACAAUGGCAACCAGGUAGACAUCAUUAUGGGCAUGGACAGCGGUGACCUGUCAGACUUUGUGAAAAACGUGGAGUGGGAGUGCCACGGGAUGCCGGCGUCUAAAAACGUCAUAAUGUACGGCUGCUGCCCCGAUCCGUACCCAGACAUCACCUACACGGUGCUCCUACAGCGCCGCUCCUCUUUUUACAUCUUCAACCUCCUCCUGCCCUGCUUCCUGAUCUCCUUCUUGGCUCCUCUGGGUUUCUACCUGCCUGCCGACUCUGGGGAGAAGGUUUCCCUCGGGGUGACKGUUCUCCUGGCCCUUACUGUGUUCCAGCUAAUGGUGGCUGAGAGCAUGCCGCCUUCAGAGAGUGUGCCGCUUAUAGGGAAGUAUUAUAUAGCCACCAUGACCAUGGUCACAGCCUCCACAGCUCUCACCAUCUUCAUCAUGAACAUCCACUUCUGUGGCGCAGAGGCCAAACCGGUUCCACACUGGGCCAAAGUGCUCAUCAUCGACUACAUGUCCAAGAUUUUCUUUGUGUAUGAAGUGGGAGAGAACUGUGCUUCUGGUUCUUCUUCUUCUUCUUCUUCCAGCUUCCUCCAGGAGGAUGCCGUUCACCAAAAAGCCAACUCCCAUGUUCAUGUGAAUGGAAAACCCAGAGGCCACAGCAGCCAAGAGCACCAUCAGAACCACAAACAACACAGAGUGAARGUCCACCACCACAUCACAAGAGAGGAGAGCAGCCAGCUGAACAGCUUUGCACCUGGAAACUAUGAAGYCUCUAAUGGGAGAAUCCCACUGAGUGACUUCUGCUCAGAAGAUCAGAAAGUUCAUCCCGUGGACCAGACGCCUUUUUGCUGCUCCGAGGACACGAAACCCCCACCUCAGGGCCCCACCGUAACCUUUGGCCCCUGCGUAUUCUGUAGCUUUGUCAGUGGAAUUCCAAACGUGGACACAAAACUGGUACGCAACGUGGAGUAUAUUGCUAACUGUUUCCGCGAGCAAAGGGCCACGUGUGCCAAGGGGGCUGAAUGGAAGAAGAUAGCCAAGGUGAUGGACAGAUUCUUCAUGUGGAUUUUCUUCGUCAUGGUUUUCCUCAUGAGCAUUCUCGUCAUUGGCAAGGCUAAGUGAGCAAAAAGUAAGGCUGCACAUAUUUUUCAUCUAGAACAGUGAUUUUGAUCAAAUACAAAACAUCAAAAAGACAAAUGUAUUUUAUAAACAUAUGUGGUUGUAAACAUAUAUGAGCAUUGUGGCUUUUCUUCGUUAAUCACGGUGCUUUGUUGAUAAGUAUGGAUAGAAAAUAAAA
This is a messenger RNA of Austrofundulus limnaeus, 2821 nucleotides long. Its product is annotated as neuronal acetylcholine receptor subunit alpha-9-II. The transcript is spliced from 6 exons. Gene Ontology annotation, cellular component: postsynaptic membrane. Gene Ontology annotation, molecular function: acetylcholine-gated monoatomic cation-selective channel activity; transmembrane signaling receptor activity. The record is from RefSeq and is a predicted model, not a curated record. Gene Ontology annotation, biological process: monoatomic ion transmembrane transport. Lineage: Eukaryota; Metazoa; Chordata; Actinopteri; Cyprinodontiformes; Rivulidae. Bases 1018 to 2646 code for a protein of 542 amino acids.